UAUACAUAUUUACACUAUAUUGCCAAAGUACUGGGACACCCCUCCAAAAUCAUUGGAUUCAGGUGUUCCAAUCACCUCCAUGGCCACAGGUGUAUAAAUCCAAGUACCUAGGCGUGCAGACUGCUUCUACAAUCGUGUGAAAGAAUGGGUCGCUCUCGGGAGCUCAGUGAAUUCAAGCGUGGUACUGUGAUAGGUUGCCACCUGUGCAAUAAGUCCAUUCGUGACAUUUCCUUGCUACUAAAUAUUCCACGGUCAACUGUAAGUGGUAUUAUAACAAAGUGUAAGAAACUGGGAACAGCAGCAACUCAGCCACGGAGUGGUAGGGCACGUAAAAUGAAAGAGCGGGGUCAGCGCAUGCUGAAGCGCACAGUGCGCAGAAGUCGCCAACUGUCUGCA
Molecule: messenger RNA, 396 nt
Organism: Staurois parvus
Lineage: Eukaryota; Metazoa; Chordata; Amphibia; Anura; Ranidae
Source: the annotation of a GenBank genome assembly